UUGAAAGAAAAGAGAAAAUGGCAGCUGAAGAGAUAUAUUCAGAAGAGGAUCUCUCCUGUUCAGUGUGUUAUGACAUCUUCAGGGAUCCUGUUGUCCUGUCAUGUGGCCACAGUGUCUGUAAAGAGUGUCUGGAAGUAUUCUGGAGAAAAAAGGAACGUCGAGAGUGUCCAGUGUGCAAACAGUGGAACCCAUCCGAUCCUGUCUGUAACUUCGUGUUGAAGAGACUUUGUGAGUCUCACUUACAGGAGUACAGUCAGAGAUACUCAGCAGGAUCUAAACAGCACUGCUGCAUACACAGUGAGCAACUGAAAUUCUUCUGUCUGGAAGAUAAACAGCCUGUAUGUCUGAUUUGCCAAACAACUCAACAGCACAAAAACCACGAGUGCUAUUCCAUAGAUGAAGCUGCAGCUCACUUUAGGCGGGAACUCAAAACUGCCCUGAAGCCCUUACAGGAAAAGCUGGAGUGCUUCAGUCAAGUGAAACAGUCCUACCACAAAGCCACAACACAUAUUAAGAGGCAGACCCAGCAAACAGAGCAGAAGAUAAGAAAUGAGUUUAAGAAGCUGUACCAGUUUCUCCGAUUUGAAGAGGCAGACAGAUUACUUGCACUGCACCAAGAAGAGGAGCAGAAGAUUUGGAUGAUGGAGGAAAAGAUUGAAGAAAUAAACAAUGGCAUAUCAUCCCUUUUGAAAAUUAUCAGAGCCAUAGAAGAGGAUAUGUGGACUGAAGAUCUCUUACUCAUACAGAACAUUGAGUCCUCGAUGAAUAGAGCUCAGUGCCCUUUGCAGGAGCCACAGAUGGUUUCAGGAGCACUGAUUGAUGAAGCCAAGCAUGUGGGCAACCUGGCAUUCAGAACAUGGGUGAAAAUGAAGGACAUUGUGCAGUACAGUCCCGUCAUUUUGGAUCCCAACACCGCACACACGUCCUUUACACUGUCUGACGAUCUGACCAGCGUGACAUUUGAUGAAACCCAAGACAUGACACACCUUCCUGAUAAUCCAGAAAGGUUCGAAAAGAGCGUAUGUGUCCUCGGCUCUGAAGGAUAUGACUCAGGGAGCCAUUGCUGGGACGUUGAGGUUGGGAAUAGGAGUUUGUGGGAGGUGGGAAUUACCACAGAGUCUAAUCCAAAAAAUGGAGGGCUGUUUUAUAAUGGGGUUUGGAGUGUGGAAAACAAUUGCGGGUUUUACACUUGCUCUCCAGCUCGGCCAAAGUCUCCGUUCUCUGCUGAAGGAGGACUCGAGAGAAUCCGAAUACAGCUGGACUGGGACAGGGGAGAGGUGUCCUUCUCUGAUCCUCUCAAUGACACAGAAAUAAAAAGCUUCAAUCACACAUUUACUGAGAAAGUCUAUCCAUUUUUCUGGAGUCGCAGGCAGGGCUCUCCUGUUCAGAUUUUGCCCAUGACCAUUUUACCCAUGACAGUUCUUAAAGCUGAAUGAGUCAUGGAAGAUCUGACUGAAGCCCUGAAGCAUGUGUUUGGCUAAUAAAGAAAGACAGGUUUGUCAAGAAACAUGUCUGGAUAUAUACAUUGAUAAAUCUUUCACUUUUAUCUGCCUUUUUUUAAUUAAAAAAUUUCUCCUGCUUUUUUUCCUCAGGCUUUUUUUUUCCCUUCCAUUUUUUCUUCCAUAUUUCUAACAAAGUCAUAAUACAGCCUUAAAAUUAUGAUUGUACAAUGAAAAAUAGGAUGAAGAUGAAAUUGUGUCAAUAAUAAAUUGAAUUUUCAUUACAA
Molecule: messenger RNA, 1726 nt
Organism: Neoarius graeffei (lesser salmon catfish)
Lineage: Eukaryota; Metazoa; Chordata; Actinopteri; Siluriformes; Ariidae
Product: E3 ubiquitin-protein ligase TRIM35-like
Exons: 6
Coding region: 18-1436 (472 amino acids)
Molecular function (GO): protein binding; zinc ion binding
Source: RefSeq, a predicted model, not a curated record